This is a messenger RNA of Melitaea cinxia (Glanville fritillary), 606 nucleotides long. RefSeq names its product cuticle protein 7 (gene CPR127). Gene Ontology annotation, cellular component: extracellular matrix. The coding region runs from base 49 to 582 and encodes 177 amino acids. Lineage: Eukaryota; Metazoa; Arthropoda; Insecta; Lepidoptera; Nymphalidae. The record is from RefSeq and is a predicted model, not a curated record. The transcript has 4 exons.
UUCAGGGAACAAACAUACAGUGAUACGGUCGUAUGUUUGGCUAGUAAAAUGUGUCGGUGUAUUUGUGUUUUUAUUGCUGUUUUGGUCGGGUGUGCACAGGCAAGACCGAAAGUUAGUCCUGCAUUCAAUCCCGCGUUCGAACCGGGAUACGAAUAUUACGAUGAUCGUCCUCGGUACGCAUUCAACUAUGGUGUCGCCGAUCAUUCGACUGGUGACAUCAAAUCACAACACGAAACAAGAGACGGCGAAGUUGUCAAAGGUCAAUACUCUUUAGUCGAGCCUGACGGUUCUAUACGUACUGUAGACUACACAGCUGACCCUGUUCACGGCUUCAACGCGGUUGUAUCUAAAGUGGGCCCUAGCGUACACCCACAACCAAAAGUACAUCAGCCAAUUCAGCCAGCUACUGUACAGUACGUGGUGAAACCUGUGCCAGUACCUGUGCAAAUACCAAGCCAUUAUGUACCGCAACAAAUUUAUGCAUCGCCAGCACCGUUUUUGUAUCCCAAGGUUGGCGGCCAAUUUCCAGAGUACGACGGCUUCGAGUUUGAUGGACCAUCAAACCAAUUCUAUAGACGUUGAAAAUUAUAGUUAUAAUAAUGUUUA